Messenger RNA from Naumovozyma castellii, 966 nucleotides. It is a transcript of the gene LIP2, whose product is annotated as lipoyl(octanoyl) transferase LIP2. The coding region runs from base 1 to 966 and encodes 321 amino acids. Lineage: Eukaryota; Fungi; Ascomycota; Saccharomycetes; Saccharomycetales; Saccharomycetaceae. The record is from RefSeq and is a predicted model, not a curated record. The transcript has a single exon.
AUGUUAGUAUCGCGGAUAACAGCAAGAAGCUCUUCAUUGAUAAAAACCUCGACACUACCCUCAUUAUCAUAUAUCCCAAUACCUAAAGCUUAUUCUACAUACCCAAUAGAUGAAUCUGCCAAAACAAUUAGACAUUUGCAAUUUAAGAACCGCAUACCCUUUGAGAAAGGUCUCAGAAUACAGGAAAAAUUGGCAAGGGUACAAUUGGAUAUGAAGGAUAUACACUCCAAGAUUCAAAAAAAGUUGACUGACUUGCAAAAGGAACAUGUGAAUGCUACUAUCAAUGAGAAUGAAAAGAAAAUUAUUGACAAUAUUCUUGCAAUGAAACCGAAUCCGAUUGUCUUAACAUUCGAGUUUGAACCGACAUAUACUGGUGGUAAGAGAGUUAAGAAGGUGAUAACAAAAGAACAGAUGGCAGCAUUUGAAGAGUUUGUUCCUUUGGAACAGAAGAAGAAUCCCAAACCUAAAUUUGUGCAAGUGGAAAGAGGUGGUCAAAUUACUUUUCAUGGGCCGGGACAGAUGGUAGCCUACAUUAUAAUGGACUUAAAAUCCUUCCAUGAUUAUCCAGCGAAAUGUCUAGUAUCUGAUAUUGAACAGGCCACUAUAAACACUUUGGAAAAUAUCCCAAUUGGGGAGGAGAAACUACAUUUGAAAACCAUGCGAACAGAGAACACAGGUGUUUGGACAAAAACAGGGGGCAAGAUAGCCAGUCUUGGAAUCCAUGUUAGGAGGUCAAUUACUACACAUGGAGUUGCCAUUAAUGUCAAUCCAGACCUCUCUUAUUUAAAUUCGUUUGAAAUGUGCGGUUUAUCAAAUGCAAAGGCAACUUCAAUAAAAGAUCAAGUCCCGGAUGCGAAUAUAACUGUGGAAGAUGUAGCAAUAACGUUUGUGAAAGAAUUAGCCAAGCUUCUGGGUGUGAAAAGGGUAGAGAGAAUGCAAGCAGAUGAUAUUAAUCUGGAUCAAUAG